Molecule: messenger RNA, 788 nt
Organism: Alosa sapidissima (American shad)
Lineage: Eukaryota; Metazoa; Chordata; Actinopteri; Clupeiformes; Clupeidae
Product: microfibril-associated glycoprotein 4-like
Exons: 5
Coding region: 17-721 (234 amino acids)
Biological process (GO): elastic fiber assembly
Source: RefSeq, a predicted model, not a curated record
CCCCAAUAGAGUAACAAUGGCAAUACAGGUGCUCAUACCCAUACUGCUGUUCUGUUCUGAGGCCUUCGGUCAAUCCUCAAUGCCCACGGACUGUGCCGACAUCUACGACCAAGGCCUCAAAGCAAGUGGAGUUUACACCAUAUACCCUGCAGGCCCCACGUCGCCUCAGUACUCAUACUGUGAUAUGGAGACAGAUGGCGGGAAGUGGACCGUGUUUCAGAGGAGAAUGGAUGGGAGUGUGAACUUCUACAGAGGAUGGGAGCAGUACAAGAAUGGCUUUGGACAUGCAGCUGGAGAAUACUGGCUGGGUUUGGAAGCCAUCCAUCGCCUCACUGCAAAGGGAAACUAUGAGCUGAGAGUAGACAUGGAGGACUUUAAGGGGAAUAAAGCAUUUGCCAAAUACUCCUCGUUUUCCAUUUGCAACGAACUGGACGGCUACAGGCUCACAGUGAGCGGUUUUCAAAAUGGAGGCGCUGGGGAUUCUUUGACUUACCACAAUGAACAGAAGUUUACCACAUUUGACCGUGACCAAGACUUACAUGGUAGCAACUGUGCAUUCACUGUAAUGGGACCAUUUUGGCACAACUCUUGCUACUACGCAAACCCAAACGGCCUGUACACCUGGGGUCAAAACUCUCUGCUCGGAGCGAACUGGCGAGGCUGGAAAGAGUUCAAUUCUUUAAAGGCUAUUUCCAUGAAGAUACGACCACUAAUGAACUAACCUGUACACCAUUUCCUCAUCUCUGUUACAUGUAUGAUGCAAUAAAAAUAUUUAUUUUUAAAUCAAA